AAUUCUCAAUAUCAUUGUGACAUUUGCAGUUUUGAUGCUUGUUCUAGCCAUUGCAAACCUGGUAAAGUAUGCGAACCUACAAGUCGCUGCCGGAGACGUCAUCCUCUUCGUUAUGCACAAACCCCUGCAAUGUGGAUGUGUGAUGAAUGUAGAAAAAUUUGUUAUGGUAGACGUUUACGAUGUAAUCAAUGUGACUAUGAAAUGUGUCCAACAUGUUUGUCAAAUGAGGAUCUUGCUUAUUUGAUGGCAA
Dentiscutata erythropus is the source of this 250-nucleotide messenger RNA. The record is from the annotation of a GenBank genome assembly. NCBI's taxonomy places the organism in Eukaryota, Fungi, Glomeromycota, Glomeromycetes, Diversisporales, Gigasporaceae.